GUUUCUCAGCUCCCUCUCCGUGAAAUUAGCGAAUACUGCAGCAAGAAGUGAGUGUGUGGCGAGCAGGAGGAGAGAGCAAGCGGGGACUAAUAUUUAUAAAAAGGACUCAUCCAGCUGGCGACAGAGAUGGCAGCCAUUCGGAAGAAGCUGGUAAUCGUCGGAGAUGGAGCUUGCGGGAAAACAUGUCUUCUCAUCGUUUUCAGUAAAGACCAGUUUCCUGAAGUCUACGUCCCCACAGUGUUUGAGAACUACAUAGCUGAUAUCGAGGUUGACGGGAAACAGGUGGAGUUGGCUCUGUGGGAUACUGCUGGCCAAGAGGACUACGACAGAUUGAGGCCUCUCUCCUACCCUGAUACAGAUGUCAUCCUCAUGUGCUUCUCCAUCGACAGCCCAGACAGUUUAGAAAAUAUUCCUGAGAAGUGGACGCCUGAGGUGAAGCACUUCUGUCCCAAUGUCCCCAUCAUCCUGGUUGGAAACAAGAAGGACCUGAGGAAUGAUGAGCACACACGGAGAGAGCUGGCCAAGAUGAAGCAGGAGCCAGUGAAGACAGAUGAAGGCAGAGAAAUGGCCAACAGGAUCAGUGCUUUUGGCUACUUGGAGUGCUCUGCCAAGACCAAGGACGGCGUGCGGGAAGUGUUUGAGAUGGCCACUAGAGCAGCGCUUCAGGUCCGCAAGCGUAAGAAGAGAAGCGGCUGCACGCUGCUGUGAGAAGCUGAUGCAUUCGAUCAGUCCAGACACCGUAAAAUCAACUGACCAACAGGAGGAAAAAAAAAAAAAAAAAACACCACACAUGAAAUGGACUGACCUUUUACCAAAUGGCAUCUUUGUACUGUAUCUAGCAUUUCAUGACAAGAGGCAGACAGAUGAAUCACACGCAAAUAAACCUAAUACAGGAAAUGGACUUUGUCUAUAUUACAACCAUGGUUAGAAAUUGAUGUUUAAAGUUCCUUGUUGAUUUGCUUUUUUUCAUGAUCAUGAUGAGUUAUCCCAAAAUCUGUCUCUACAUGUAGAGUGUUUUCCUACUAUGUUUCUCUUUAUAUUUGUAAUGUAACGAGGCAGUGAUAGAUGCACAUAAUUGUAUGCAAUAUUGUUCUUCAUGAGCUCGGGCAAGCAGCGUCCCUUCUUGCUAGCAUAAAGUCUUCUUGAGUAAGGUCUUGUCCAAACAGUCCAGGCUGUCCUGUUUAUAUCACUUCUGUUUAUCAUGGUAGCUUUUGUGAUAGAGAAUGAAAGUAUCUUUUGACCAUAAAAGCUAGUGCCUUUUUUUAAAGUUUGUACACCACCAUCUACUUCUCAUGUGUGUCAGCUAGCUAACAUUUCAGCUGAGGGCCUCUCCAUUGUAUUGUAGCUCAUUUCACACAGUGUUGUCAUUGUGAAACCUGAGCAAAGCCAUAACUAAGGCUUUCAGUGCUGUUGACAACUCGUCACGCACAACAAAUGGUUGCUUGUGUCAUUUUUGUUGAUGUGAAACAUCAGCGUUCCCAUCAACAUUCUCUAUGCUCAGUCCGCUCACAUUGAGGAUAAAGAUAGGUAGCUGCUUCUGUAAUGUGAUAGGAGUGAUCUGCAUUCUGUUUAAGAUCUGAUUAUUCACACGCAUCCCUCCAUAACUGUCGCUCAUUUGUGUAGUGGACCCAGAAAGGGGAGUGAGAACUGGCCAGCCAAGACACAAGCCAAUAUGACUCAUCUAUGCACAAUGGCUGUUAGGACCAACAGGGAGAUGACACAGCUGAAACAGAAAUAACAUGGAAGCCAAGGUCUGGUGAAACCACCCUUGUUUGUUUAUUGUGAGUGAUGGAGUUGAGCUCUCCUUCUGCUACAAUUCAAGUGAGCCGGUCACACCCGCUGUUUGAAUCCGUGUGUGUUAGACGGGUUUGCCCAGUUGUGUACAUCUCGUCAGAGCUGUUAGCCUUUACGUGUGGAUGUUUCCAAUCGGACAACAUUCUUCACAUGUUUGAGAGGAGCUGAGUUGUGUAUAAGGAGUUUGUUUUUCCUUGGUGCCUUCUCUGUUCUGGUGUGCCUUUCGGUGUAUCUUUCCCAGACCAGAUAGACCAGCUGCUCCAUGCCAACCUGACACUGAAUGACAAGGUCAAGAAUGACCUCAACAGAGAACAGCUUGUAAUGAUGAAGCAAAAGGUGUCAUUAGUUAAAAAAGGUUUGUGUUCUCAGUUAAAAUAUCUUACAGAUGUUCUAGUUAAUGACAAUUUACGUCAUGUAGUUUUGCGUCAAGAAUGAAUCACAGGAAAAUGACAAAAUUUGUGAGAUUGCAUAUUCUGGAAAAACAUGUCCGCAGCCACAAGCACGCCCUUUAAUGGUUUUGAAGUUGUUAUGAAAAAAAGUACAACUGUGAUAAGAGGAAAAUUAGGCUGAUUGGUCUGUGUUCUCAUGAUCUAUAUCUUGAUCUUCCCACCCUUGACAUUUUAUGUCUUGCAUCUAAGAGGCUGUAGAUCCUUAAGGGCCUACACUGAAUUUGUUUUAUAGCAGUGUGAUGGAUGUAAAAGGCCAUUUCCUGGUCCCAGUUUUCUCACGUGUCCUCUCAGAAUACUCGAUUGUAAACUUGAAGUAGAAUGGCUUAUUAUACAAUGCUUGAAAGGCCCAGCAACUGUCCCCAGGCACAGACUCUUCACAGCAUUCCUUUUUUCUGCCUCUGUUGCUCAUUCAUGUACUGUACAUGUCCCUGUGUUGCAUGGAGGGUGGAUGUUGAAAUGUGUGUGACAAAACAAUAUCUUUGAUGUUGCAUGCAUGCUCCUUAUGAAGCCAGUGAAGGCAGCAAACCUACCAGCUGGCAAGAUCUGUAUCUUUUAUAUUGUAAUGCAACUUUAUACCCUCUACUGGCCAAGAAAAUACACUUUGUGAUCCAGUGGAGAGGUUACAACUUUGGAACUAGUUGUAUUUUCCACAGCUCAAUUGAAGUGUAGAUGUGGUUUCUUUUGGGGGGGUUUUUGAGGAGAGAGGGCAUUGAUUGCAAUCACACACUCACAAGCACCAUGUUAAUGUUACCUCAGAUCUUUAAAAGAGUGAAUGUACUGUCUUUAAUUCUGGACUUUGUGCAUUUAUGUGGAAGAAAAAGCACACUAAUGAGGCGAGAGCAAACAGAUUAAGAUCCUAAAGACACUAAAGAUUUCUAUCAAUGAAAACACAAGUCUUGAGUUUUGCGUUUCAUAGCUGUGACACGACGUUCACGGGUCUCAACAAGCUUAACACCAAGGAAUUCUUGGAAAUUAAAGGUCAGCAGAGAUAAAGUCAAGUAAUGUUAGCACAGCAUAAUGAUGAAAGGAUUUCCUUAGAGCAGUGGUUCUCAAACUUUUUUAAAUCAAGGACCCCUACGCUCAUACAAAUUUGACUAUGGACCUCCAUUUAUUGAGAUUUUGUUCCAUGUGCCCCAUCUGAUAAGAUUUUUGCUUUUAGAUGUCUUAUUACAUAAAAUGUAUUAAUCUCAUGACCAACAUAGUCAUACAUUUUGCCAUUGUGUUACUUAUGGAUGGAAUUAUAGUCAAAAUAAAUCCCCUUUUUGCUGAGGACCCCUGAGAGUCUCCGGACUCACGUUGAGAACCACUGCCUUAGAGCAGCAGAGUUUAGUGUUGAACAUAUCACUACAAGCAUGUACUAUACAGCUGUUUAUGUGUACGCAGAUAAAUCAAAUAUUGUCCUUAUGAUGUUGAUGCAUGCUUGAGUAAACCAUAGGUCUAUACAGUGUGCAUACACACACACACACACACACACAAGCACUAACAGGCACACAUCUUUGGGAACAGCUUCUGCUCAGUGUUGUGUAACUUUUCUUUCUUUCUCUGGAAGUAUUUGAAAUUAUAAAGGUUCCAGAUUUAUAUAAAAGCCCAUUAUAAUAAUGCUUUGUAAACAGAAAGUGUUGUAGUGAAUGUUUGAUCUGAAGUGAACAUGAACAUUGUUAAUAAACUAUUUUUGAGACAAGACUGACUGGUUUCCCUGUCCAGUUCUUCUAGAAAAUUCUGACAUCGUGUGGUUUACUCCAAAUA
Scomber japonicus (chub mackerel) is the source of this 3989-nucleotide messenger RNA. Its product is annotated as rho-related GTP-binding protein RhoA-D-like. Gene Ontology annotation, cellular component: neuron projection. Gene Ontology annotation, molecular function: GTPase activity; GTP binding. The transcript has 5 exons. The coding region runs from base 127 to 708 and encodes 193 amino acids. NCBI's taxonomy places the organism in Eukaryota, Metazoa, Chordata, Actinopteri, Scombriformes, Scombridae. Gene Ontology annotation, biological process: small GTPase-mediated signal transduction. The record is from RefSeq and is a predicted model, not a curated record.